Xiphophorus hellerii (green swordtail) is the source of this 3922-nucleotide messenger RNA. RefSeq names its product STAG3 cohesin complex component (gene stag3). Gene Ontology annotation, cellular component: cohesin complex; chromatin; nucleus. Gene Ontology annotation, biological process: sister chromatid cohesion. The record is from RefSeq and is a predicted model, not a curated record. The coding region runs from base 1 to 3642 and encodes 1213 amino acids. NCBI's taxonomy places the organism in Eukaryota, Metazoa, Chordata, Actinopteri, Cyprinodontiformes, Poeciliidae. Gene Ontology annotation, molecular function: chromatin binding. The transcript has 31 exons.
AUGGAAACUGGAAGCUCGGCUUUCGAAAGUUUUGAAGAGUUGGAUCUGUCCUCAGAAUCUGGUAGUAUCUAUGAAUCUCAGACAAAAGCCAGAAAGCGAAGUAAACAGUCACUUCCGGCACCCCAGCCACCAAAGAGACCCAGGCGUAAUGCGGCAUUGAGAGUGACAUCCAGUACCAGUAGCAGCCCCAUCCCGGACCCUCCUGACCCCUCCCAGCAGCCAUCACCAUCCCAAGGGACAUCCAGAAAGCUGUCCUCUAGACGUGUGACGAGCGAGGACAGCCAGGGGAUCAGCGCGAAGGAUAUCUAUGAUGCUGUGUGCUCUGGAAAGAGUGCCAUGGUGACGGUGGUGGAGGAGUGGUUGUGCAGCUACAAACAGAGCCGAGAGGAAGGCUUGCUGGUGCUCAUCAACUUCAUUGUUCAGUCCUGCGGAUGCAAAGGUGUGGUGAGCAGAGAGAUGUAUGAAAGUAUGGAAAAUGCUGAAAUUAUCAGCACACUAACAAAGGAGUUCAAUGAGGAUUCUGUGAACUACCCACUGAUCACCUCUGGUUCUCAGUUUAAGCGUUUCAAAGCCGGUCUGUCCGAGUUUGUUCGGGUCCUGGUCCACUCGUGUCGCAAUAGUCUCGUUUACGACGAAUUUCUCUUCCCUUCCCUGCUGGCUCUGCUCACCGGUUUGUCUGACUCCCAGGUCAGAGCCUUCAGACACACCAGUACCUUACUAGCCAUGAAGCUGAUGACGGGGUUGGUGGACGUGGCCGUGGCUGUAUCGGUUCAGCUGCAGACCACACAGCGGCGAUGCGACAUCGAGAACAGCAAGAGUCCAUGUGACCGAGACUCAGGCCGACUGGAGGAACUGAAGACCGCCAUCAGAGAGCUGCAGGAGAACCGAGAAGAACUCUCAUUCAUGAUGAACUCCAUCUUCCGUGGCGUCUUUGUGCACCGCUACCGCGACCGACUGGCAGACAUUCGUGCGACGUGUAUUGAGGAGUUGGGACUUUGGCUGAAAACGGAUCCUGAUAACUUCCUCAAUGACAGAUGCUUGAAAUAUUUAGGAUGGACUUUGUAUGACAAGCAAAGUCCAGUGCGUCUGCAGUGUGUGCGUGCCCUGCAGGGUCUGUACCAGGAGAAGGAGUUCAUUGGCCGCCUGGAGCUUUUCACCAACAGAUUUAAAGAAAGGAUUCUCAGCAUGGUGCUGGACAAAGACCCAGACGUGGCAGUGGAAGUGGUCAAUCUGUUGCUGAUGAUCCAACACAGCACAGAAGACGACUUGAUGGAGGAGGAGUCCGGCCACAUCUACCCCCUGGUUUACGCUUUGCACCGAGGCCUGGCGUCUGCAGCCGGAGCCUUCCUCUGCCACAAGCUGAAACGUGUGAUUACUACUCAAAGCCAGGAUGACAAUGAUAAAAGCAACAAUGCAGCGUUUUUUCAAAUACUCAUCUCUUUCUACAUCCAGAGUGAGUUCCAUGAGCAUGGUGCGUACCUGGUGGACAGUCUGUGGACUGUGGCCGGCUCUGAGCUUAGAGACUGGGACACCAUGACGGCUUUACUGCUGCAGGAUUCUGGUCUGAUGUAUGAGGAGGAGGGGGCGCUCCUGGAGAUCAUGAUAUGUGCCAUCAGACAGGCAGCUGAGGCAACGCCACCAGCUGGGAGAAGUCAGGGCAAAAAGAUCCUGAGCAUGAAGUUGAGGAAGAUUCAGGAACAAGACAGGACUCGCAUUACCACACAUUUCAUCCCUGUACUCCCACAGCUGCUUUCCAAGUACUCAGCUGAUGCAGAGAAGACGAGCCUUCUCCUCAGAGCUCCUCUUUACUUUGAUCUGGACAUGUACAGCAACACUCAGUGGCUUGAAAAGCAUCUGGACCUGCUGCUGUCCCAGAUUUGCACCAUCAUUAAGAAGCAUACAGACGCUGCUGUGCUGCAGGCCUGCGCCCUGCUGGUCAGCACCCUCUGCUCAGAGAGCCACACAUUCUCCUCCCGUGCACACCUGGUUUUCGGUCAGCUGAUGGACGAGCUGACCGAGUGCUUCAACUCCUACCUGAGCGACUUACUGCAGGGUGCAGCAGAUGAGGAUGGAGUAUACAAUGCAGCUUCAGCCUUGAAAAGGAUUGCUGCCUUGUGCAGUGCCAAGGACCCGACUAGAUGGGAGCUGCUUGAUUCCUGCAUGGAGUUGCUGAAAAACAGGAUAGAAUCCUUGGAUUUUGACACUGAGCUCUUGGUCGCGGCUCUGAAGUGUGCAGCUUUUCACCUCAUGUGGGCAAAAUUGAAUGCAGUCAACCUGAAUCCAGCUGAGGGUGACUUAAAGCAUCUUAGGAAAGAGGUGCGUUUGUUUUGCAGAAUCUGCCAGACUUGUUUGUCUCUGGACCAGACUGAGAUAAGGGAUCAGGCAUUUGAGCUGCUGUGUGACCUGCUGCUGCUGUAUGGAGCAGUUUCUGUCCGCGGUGAGCCUGUCCUCCGCGCUCUGGUUCACCUGCCGUCCGACUCUCUGCGCGCUGAGUUGGCAUCUUUUCUCCUGGACUACGUCUUCAACGGCAGUGAAAAUAUCGAACUCGAUGAUGAAGAUUUGGAAAAGAAGGUGGCUCUUCUUCACAAGAAACGCAACCAGCUAGGUGGCUACUGUAAGCUGGUCCUCUACGGCGUCCUGGACCUGUCUGCUGCCACCAAUGUCUUCAAGCACUACAGCAAGUAUUUUAAAAACUUUGGUGACAUCAUAAAGGAGACGGUGAGCAAGAGCAAGCUCAUCAACCCCAUACAGAGCGCCAAGAUCGUGUGCCUCAGCCUGCAGCAGCUGUUCUCUGAGAUGCUUACGGAGAGCCACGACCAGCAGGAUUUCGCCGAGAUUAGAGAGUUGGCUCGAAAGCUGGCCAUGAGCUUUGGCGUCGAUCUGCAUCGUUCCCGCAAACAACUGGUGGCCCUGCACCUGGACGGGAUCCGCUUUGCAUUUCGUGUGCCGCAGGAAGGAGAGGAGUGCCCAAACCUGGCGUUCCUAGAAGUCCUCAGCGAGUUCAGCUUCAAGUUGCUUCCACAGGACUGCGCCCAGCUAGCCCAGUUUCUGAAAUCUGAGUGUCCCAGUGCUGCCCUCUCCUGGCCGUCAGUUGAACUGUAUCGCCGUUCUUUGGCGUCUCGCACCUCCAAGUACAAAGAUCCAGCUGAGGGAGGCAAAGCCGACUCCUCCCUUGACACACCUGUGACCAAACGCAAAAGGAUAACAGCUCAGGGUUCAGCGUCUAGCACUGCCAGAGGUUCACUGUUGGAGAGCAGCAGCAUCCAGAGCCACCUUCACACUCCUGCCCUCACUUCGACCGUCCUGAAACAGAGAACCAAGCGGGCGUUGGACAGUGGGAGCAUCCUGACUGAGCUGGAAUCGGAGGACGAGUUCUCCUGCGGGUCCAACAUGCGAAAGGUAAAGCCAACCAAACGUGGAAAAGCUUCUUCUGUGCAGACGUCUACACAGCAAGAAGAUCUGGAUUCUCACCUCAAUUUGCUUUCACUGAUUGAGGAUGACAUUUCAAAAAGGGCUGGGAGCGACAUUUCAGGAGAAGAGGAGCCUGAGAUAGAAGAUUACGAAAGUGACAAAGGAUCUGAAUUUACACUGCCAUCAACACAUCACACCUCGGCCAGCUUCCUUGAUGAGCUCUUUGACUGAGAGCUCAUCUGAGAGUUCAUCUCAGCAUUUCUGCAUGUUCUGAGUUUGCACCAAUCAUUUCUGUGACAAGAAGAAAAAAAAAACAUACAUUUUCCAAAAUUUGUUAAUCAUACCUGCUAAAGUUUGAUUCUGAUUACUAUUUUUACAAUUUAGAAAAAGUUCAGAGUACAUUUUUAGUUAGAUCACUGUCUGCCAACAGUAAGCUAAAAGUUUUCACCUAUUUUGUCGUUUCUGGCACUUCUUAGUUCAGCACUUUUGUUAAAUAAAAUGAUUAAUGUUA